This is a messenger RNA of Rosa rugosa (rugosa rose), 3166 nucleotides long. Its product is annotated as ABC transporter A family member 7-like. Bases 68 to 2959 code for a protein of 963 amino acids. The record is from RefSeq and is a predicted model, not a curated record. Gene Ontology annotation, molecular function: ATP binding; ABC-type transporter activity; ATP hydrolysis activity. Gene Ontology annotation, biological process: transmembrane transport; lipid transport. The transcript has 18 exons. Gene Ontology annotation, cellular component: membrane; intracellular membrane-bounded organelle. Lineage: Eukaryota; Viridiplantae; Streptophyta; Magnoliopsida; Rosales; Rosaceae.
UCCGUCCAAAAUCUCAGAGAAGAAAAAAGAGAACGAGCAAGCUUCGAUUUUGAGUGGGAAAUUCAAAAUGUCUGCUACUGUUUCUCAAGUUCAGGCAAGCAUUUCAAUGCCGGAGGAGUCAUCUGAUUAUGGCCGUGCCAGCUUCUGGACUCGAGCAAAUGCUUUGCUCAGAAAGAACUUAACUUUCCAGAAACGGAAUAUGAAACAGAAUGUUCGGCUUGUUUCAGUCCCAAUUUUGCUAUGUAUAAUGCUCCUUCUCAUCCAAAUUUUGGUCAACCAUGAACUGGAUAAGCCUGAGAAUAGGUGUGGCUGUGUUUGUGUUGAUACUAACGGAGACGGCGAAUGUGAGAAAGUUUGUGGAUUGGAAUACUCAACUGUGGAUCAAGGGUUCACUUGUCCCAUUCCUCAUCCCCCGGAAUGGCCGCCAUUGCUUCAAGUGCCGAAUCCUGAAUUUCGUGCGGUGAUAUCUGACGUUGUUCCGUAUAAAGACUUGCCGAGUGAGUCAUGCAAGAGGACAGGAUCUUGUCCUGUAACCGUAUUGUUCACCGGGAGUAAUCAUUCGAUGGGGGAAGUUUUGGCUCGGAAUAUGUUCACAAGUUCUUUUACAUUGAAUUCCUCUGAUAAUCUGGAUGAUGGUUUAGCCAGUAAUGUCUUAGGCUCAGAAUCAAUGCCUGAAUCUUCCAAUUUCCUUGAUCCUGCCUUCUAUUCGGGUCUUCCGAUGUAUAAUGUGCAAAGCAGAUGCUCAAACAACUCUGUCUUUUCUGUUCCCAUUAAUAUAUCAUCCAUUGAAAUACAACAAGAGGUGAGAUGUGUUCAAGGUCUGCAUGUGUGGCGCAAUAGUUCUUCUGAGAUAAACAAUGAGCUAUAUAAGGGUUACAGAUAUGGGAAUUCAGAGAGGAAGAUUAAUGAACUACUUUCAGCUUAUGACUUCUCUAACUCAAAUAUGAACAACUUUAAUGUAAGCAUAUGGUACAAUUCAACCUUUAAGAAUGACACAGGCAAUAGUCCAAUUGCUUUGCUGCGGCUUCCACGCUCAGUAAAUUUGGUAUCCAAUGCGUACCUUCAGUUUAUGCUAGGAUCUGGUACAAACAUGUUGCUUGAGUUUGUCAAAGAAAUGCCCAAGCCCGAAACCAGUCUCAGGCUGGACUUCUCUUCUCUUAUUGGUACAAUCUUCUACACGUGGGUCAUUUUACAGCUAUUCCCGGUGGUGUUGACGUCACUGGUUUAUGAGAAAGAACAAAAAUUGAGAAUCAUGAUGAAAAUGCAUGGACUUGGUGACGGACCUUAUUGGAUGAUUUCAUAUAUAUAUUUUCUUACAGUAUCUUCAAUCUACAUGCUAUGUUUUGUUAUAUUUGGCUCACUUAUAGGAUUAAAAUUCUUUGCACUGAAUGACUACAGCAUCCAAUUUGUCUUUUACUUCAUCUAUAUCAACUUGCAAAUAUCAACGGCUUUUCUAGUAUCUACUAUGUUUUCAAAUGUGAAGACUUCUGCAGUCAUAGGUUAUAUAUGCGUCUUUGGAACUGGGCUUUUGGGAGCCUCUCUUUUUGAGUUCUUUCUCCAAACUCCGUCAUUCCCUAGAGGUUGGAUCACUGUUCUAGAGCUAUAUCCUGGCUUCUCUCUGUAUCGUGGGUUAUAUGAGUUUGCUCAAUACUCCUUCAAUGGGGAUUAUAUGGGGACAGAUGGGAUGCGGUGGCGAGAUUUGAGUGACAGAGAGAAUGGGAUGAAAGAGGUCUGGAUUAUCAUGGCUGUCGAGUGGUUUGUGGUGCUUUUUCUUGCAUAUUACCUAGAUCAAGCUGUAUCAUCAUCAGGAAGUGUGAAAUAUCCUUUAUUUUUCUUUCAAAGCGGAAGGAAGAAACUGUCAUCUCGUAGGAUGCAUUCUUUGCAAAGGCAGGAAUCUGAAGUGCUUAUUCAGACGGACAAACCUGAUGUUGGGCAAGAGAUGGAGAAGGUCAACAAGUUGCUACUGGAACCGGAUACAAGUCAUGCAAUUAUUUGCAACAAUCUCAAAAAGGUUUAUACUGGAAGAGAUGGAAACCCUGACAAAUUUGCCGUGAGAGGGAUGUCUCUUGCUUUGUCUCGAGGGGAGUGCUUUGGUAUGCUUGGCCCUAAUGGUGCUGGGAAGACCUCUUUUAUUAAUAUGAUGAUUGGUCUGACAAAGUCAACCUCUGGCACGGCUUUUGUUCAAGGUCUGGACAUCAACACUCAGAUGGAUGAAAUAUAUACCAGCAUGGGAGUUUGUCCACAGCAUGACCUACUAUGGGAAACCCUGACUGGAAGGGAGCAUCUACUUUUUUAUGGAAGACUUAAGAACCUCAAAGGUUCUGGAUUAAGACAAGCAGUGGAAGAAUCUUUGAAAAGUGUCAGUCUAUUUCAUGGUGGGGUUGCAGACAAAAGAGCUGGAAAGUAUAGUGGAGGUAUGAAGAGAAGGCUUAGCGUCGCAAUUUCACUGAUAGGUGAUCCUAAAGUUGUUUACAUGGAUGAGCCCAGCACUGGACUUGAUCCAGCUUCAAGACAUAAUCUAUGGAAUGUUGUGAAGCGGGCAAAACAAGAUCGUGCAAUCAUCCUAACAACACAUUCCAUGGAAGAGGCAGAGGUUCUAUGUGAUCGUUUAGGAGUUUUUGUAGAUGGCAGCUUGCAGUGCAUAGGAAACCCAAAAGAGCUGAAAGCCAGAUAUGGAGGAUCUUAUGUGUUUACAAUGACGACAUCUUCAAAUCACGAGGAAGAGGUGGAGAACUUAGUGCGGAGCCUCUCCCCAAAUGCUAAUAAGAUAUACCAUCUCUCUGGAACCCAGAAGUUUGAGUUGCCGAAACAUGAAGUCAAAAUUGCAGAUGUAUUCCAAGCCGUGGAGAAUGCAAAGAGCAAGUUCACAGUUUUUGCAUGGGGUCUAGCUGACACUACCUUGGAGGAUGUUUUCAUCAAGGUCGCACUUGGGGCUCAAGCCUCCAAUAUCUUGGCAUAAUUGCCAUAAUAUAGCGGCCUACACCAUCUGUUAUGUAUCUCAAUAAUCUUUUUUUUUUUUAAUUUUUUUAUCUGGAACUAUACAUCUCUAUUUCUUCUAUAGCUGAUAUAAAAAUAGGUAUGUACAAUGAUGUUUGAUAAUUUGUAUUUGUUGUAAAGAAUCUCUCCUAUUGUUAUAUAGAAUAAAGUGAAAGAAACAUUCAUAGUA